GCAUCAUGGAAAAGCAUUGCCGACCUGCCGAAUGUUCUCCACGGUGAUUAUCAGUCGAGCUAGACCAGCAGCAUCGGCUGCCUGUCGGGGCUGCAGAGUUAGCUUUGCCAUGCCUCUUCGAGCGAAGAUCCUCUCACAGCAUGCCCCCAAGCAUAGAGCACUGAUGUCAACCCAAUCGAUGGCCGAAAUCUUCCGCGAGGUUCCGGGGGACGAACCCGAAGAUGUUCUUUUCAACAGCUUAUACGGACUCCGAACGAUUGAGCUCAACCGACCGGCCCAACUCAACUCCCUGAACGGAUCGAUGGCCAGGAAAAUUGCGCCGAGAUUACUCGAGUGGCAGAAGUCCGAUAUGGCGAACGUGAUCGUUAUGAAAGGAGCUGGGGAGAAAGCGUUUUGCGCCGGAGGGGAUGUCAAGGCUCUUGCACAGGCAAACGAGACCGGCCCAGAAGGCCAAAAAAGGUCAACGGACUACUUUGCCCUGGAAUAUAAGCUUGAUCAUCUGAUUGCGACAUACGAAAAACCAUACGUUGCAUUCAUGGAUGGCAUCACGAUGGGAGGUGGUGUCGGACUAAGCGUCCACGCGCCAAUCAGGAUCGCCACUGAACGGACGCUUUUUGCCAUGCCAGAGACGACCAUUGGCUUUUUCCCUGACGUCGGGGCCUCAUUCUUCCUGCCCAGAAUGGCUGGUGCGACGGGAACAUAUCUCGCCCUGACGAGCGACAGGUUAAAGGGUGUCAAUGUGUUCUACUCUGGAGUCGCGACUCAUUACCUGCAUUCGACCAGCCUGCCAAAUCUGGAGUCGCGCCUAGCGGAGCUCAGGUUCAAGGACAGCGACCCCCUGACGCGGAGACUCGAGAUCAUUAGCUCAACCAUCGAAGAAUUCAGCACAGGCUUGCCGCAUGACCAGCCCAUGCAGCUGGCUGGAGAGCUGCGCAGUGCUAUCGACCGUUGCUUCAGCCACGAUAAUGUGCCCGCGAUCAUCAAAGCCCUCGAGCAGGAGACGAAGGCAGAGAACAGCACAGUCGGGCAGUGGGCGGAAAAGACGAUCAAGACACUCCACGAGAGAUCCCCGACCGCGGUUCACGUGAGCCUGAGGCAGAUGCAGAUUGGCAGGAAGUGGUCCAUCGCCGAGACGUUCAGGAGGGAGCACCAGAUUGCUGCAAAAUUUAUGCGACACCAUGAUUUCACCGAGGGUGUAUCAGCAUUGCUUAUCCGGAAACCGAGAGGCACACCACAAUGGCAGCCACCAUCGCUGGAGGCCAUCAAGCCGGAGGACAACGUGAGCGAGCCAUUCUUCCAAGAAUCCAAGGAUACGGAUAAACUAGCUCUCCUGAACGAUUCCGACUUCCGCGAAUACCCAAAUAACCAUCUCGGAUUGCCGAGUGAGCAUUAUGUUGAGCGGGUCGUGAUGGAGGGUACGAUGAGCCGGGGCGAGGUGGUGAAGCAUUUCAUUGAGAAGAAGAAGGGCAAGCAAGGUGUGAAGGAGGUCGUCGAAGAGGUCCUGUCAAGGAAAACCAUCGUCAAUGAUAACGGCAAGGCUGUGUGGCAAUAUUAGGGGUUGGAAACAACAACUACUGGGUAUGAUAGGGGCUUCGCUGAUGGAAAAAGGCGAUAGUUUCAUUUUCAUGUUGCAUAGAACGCGAAAUUCAUUAAACAAUAAGUGUAGUUAUAAGUAUGCGUAGAUGUAGAAAUAGCCUCGUUCCACGCUGUCAGUUGUGGAGCUGGGAAAAAGGUGUGGUUGCGAAACUGAAGGGUGUUAUGUGAUUGGCUGCAGCUUGGCAGUUACAGAAACUCUGCAAGACCAAGAUCGCGUCAUGUUAUCAAGAUGGAGUUGGUGGCCGAAAAGUGCAAGUGGGGGGUGUCUUCAGAAAGUAUAAAUAGGCAGGGCCCCCGCCCCCGCAGGGUAUAAUUCAAAAAAGAC
This is a messenger RNA of Phialemonium atrogriseum, 1921 nucleotides long. Its product is annotated as ClpP/crotonase-like domain-containing protein. The coding region runs from base 32 to 1555 and encodes 507 amino acids. Gene Ontology annotation, molecular function: 3-hydroxyisobutyryl-CoA hydrolase activity. Gene Ontology annotation, biological process: L-valine catabolic process. Gene Ontology annotation, cellular component: mitochondrion. The transcript is spliced from 3 exons. Lineage: Eukaryota; Fungi; Ascomycota; Sordariomycetes; Cephalothecales; Cephalothecaceae. The record is from RefSeq and is a predicted model, not a curated record.